Neurospora crassa OR74A is the source of this 2351-nucleotide messenger RNA. RefSeq lists its product as hypothetical. NCBI's taxonomy places the organism in Eukaryota, Fungi, Ascomycota, Sordariomycetes, Sordariales, Sordariaceae. The record is from RefSeq and is a predicted model, not a curated record. Bases 231 to 2108 code for a protein of 625 amino acids. The transcript has a single exon.
UCGCCAUCAAUAUCCAUGUCAAUAUCAUCGUCAAUCUCAACCCAACGUUAUCCUCACUUCCUGCGCGCUGUCGGUGAUCGACUUGUUUUCCCCGGCCCUCCAUAUUCAUACAUUUCACUAUCGGUUGCGGAACGACAUUGUUUGCCCCUUCUAUCCAGCAGCUCUUAUCGGUAUCGCAGUUGCAAAUUCCAGUGGCACUUUUCACUUUCAUCAUCGAAACUGAACCAGCCAUGUCAACAUCACCCGGCUCGGCCAAGAAGCGCAAGGCAUCCGACAUGGCCGACACGGAUUCCGACCCUCACCGGCGGCCGGAAAAAAUCCCCGCCUCGCCCAAGCCAAGAUCCAUCAUGGACUUGCCCCCCGAGCUAGUCAACCAGAUCCUCGACCAUCUCAUCCCCAACCUGCCCGAGAUCGACGAGCCGGCUCCAGAAGCCUUCGACAAGCUUGUGCGCGAAGACCCAUGGUACGACUUUACUCGCCGUCGCAGCGCCUUGCGCAACCUCUGUCUUGUCUCGCACUUCUUCGCCGACCUUGCUCGCCCAUAUCUCUACCACACCAUCGCCAUCACCAGCGAAGAGGUUUUGGUCUUGCUCUUUCGCACCAUCACCGAGAAUCCAGACUACUGCGGAUGGACCCGCUCCCUCAGCUGCCACCUCACCCUGACCAACAGCCGGGUGGUUCGCAAGACCAAGCGCUGUCUCAACAAGCUCCUUCCCACCUGGCGGGAAGGCAAAGGGCUGGUAUUCAUCACCGGCUAUCUCGAGAGCCUGCAAAUGCGGCGUGCCAGCACGGAUCCGGACGAAUACUACGAAAUGGCCCAGGGGAUACUCGGCAUGACCAUGACCGCCCUAUACUCACUCGAGACCCUGCUGCUGCAGCUGCCUGCCAUUGACCAUGACCGCGAUUACUUUGAACUGAUCAGCUGUCUCCGAAUCACAAUGUCCUACUUCAACACGGAAGCGGGCGAAAAGUGUCGUCGUAGCUAUCUCUCCAUCCUCCCCGAAGAUGUCAGGAGCAUGAUUCCCGACCGGCUCGAGUCCGCGGCCCUCACCCCCUUCCAGCACCUCACCACUCUGCUCCUCCAAGGCGACCCGUCCGUCGAGGACCCUACCACGCUCGACGACGACGAUACCGAUGACGGCGAUCCUCCUGAAGUCUUUGGUGUUCAGACCCGCCACUACCACCCGCUUUUCGAGCUUCUCCCCGCUCUCACCACCCUCGAAGUAUCCACUGACGACGGCCUCUUUACCUUUCUAGACGGCGAGGAGGGCUUGACCGAUGUCUUCGCCCGACCCACCACCUCCUUCCACCUGAGCCCCACAAGGCAUAUCUACCUCCACUCUUCGGUCGCCGACCCGCGCAACAUCGGCAGGAUCCUCCGACAUGCGCCCGACCUCGAGACGCUCUACAUGAACCCCCGAAGGGUCGACAGCUUCCACAGGAUCCCACCGCAGGACGCAACCCAAGCAGACGAGGACUGCCUAGACCAAGCGCUCUCCAAAUACGGCAAGAAGCUCAAACACUUGGACCUCAACUGGUUCGACUGCCAGGGUUCCGAGGCCAGCAUCGGCGUGGGCGGACGGCUGUCCACCCUUCCCCAGCUGAAAGAGGUGGAAAAGUUGUGCAUCCAGCUCGUCAUGCUGUACGGGGACCUGCCAGCCGGCGAGCACAUGAUGCACCAAGGACGGCCCGUGGCGGAUCUGUUGCCGCCCAACCUGGUCGAGCUGACGCUGGAGGACUGGUGGUGGGACAGCCUCGAUGAUUUCGAUACCUUUUACCGCUGGUCGGACAAGCAAAAGAAGGAACAUUAUCGGGAAAAGGAAGGGUACAGGGAGACGGUGCUGGAGAUGAUGAAGGGCCUGGCUUUGGUGGCGGGGAGGAACGCAAAACCACCAGGUCAUGGUGAGAGCAAGAUGCAUAAGUUGAAGCGGUUCCGGUUCUUUAUUAGGACGUUGCCUACGUGGAUAUUACCAGGUGAUGAUGAAAAGGGCCCGGAUGCGGAUGUGCAAGAGCUGUUUGAAGGCGUGAGGGAGGUGUUUGAGAAGGCGGGGGUGGAGUUUGUCGUUGAGGUUGACCAGCCCUUGGAAAUGGAAGAGGAGAUGCAGUAGGGUAUGUAGGUGUAGUAGUUUGCACAAGCUCACGUGGAAGUUGUAUACUACCCAUCUCUUUGCCCCGUGGCGAUAGAUAGGUAACUUUGCUAUACCCACGGCUUGCUUCCUUCACUGCUCUUUCAACUUGAGCGCUUCAGACCAUAUCCCGCCUUCAAAUUUCCUAAACUAUCAUUGAUAGCCAAGUCAAGUAAUACCAUACUGGCAGUACAGCAGCAUCUUAGCAGCAGCUCAAAAAAAAAG